Messenger RNA from Acromyrmex echinatior (Panamanian leafcutter ant), 5900 nucleotides. RefSeq names its product Mon2 homolog, regulator of endosome-to-Golgi trafficking (gene mon2). NCBI's taxonomy places the organism in Eukaryota, Metazoa, Arthropoda, Insecta, Hymenoptera, Formicidae. The record is from RefSeq and is a predicted model, not a curated record.
CUGCAGUAGCGCUGCGCUGUUGCAUACGUGGUCUGUGAGUUUGUGUCAAUAGUGUUGAAUCGUGUCAAAUUGUGUGUUGAUUGGUGUCAAUUGUGUUAGCAGUUGAGAGGCUCGUAGUUGCGCCAGGUCGUAACUACGUGAAUUUUGUACUGUAUCGAUCUCCAUUGGACUUGGCAUUAUCUAAAGAAGCGUGAAUUUUGGGCGUACGAGCGAGAACAACGUUGCGUUAGCUGCGGUCUGCGCGCGGUUUACGAGUGUCCGCGACGACCCGCGACGACCCGCGACCCGCCCGAUGUGAUCUGCGAGCGCGACGACUCGAGAAGGCGAUUCCGAUGGACCGUUGCUGCCUGUUUGCUAUCACCGUCACCGACGAGCGGUGUGGCAGAGCGUGUUAAUUCGAAAUUCGGUCAUCAUCUGACGACUGAACAUCGUGGCGCUCAGCCUCCAGUCCGGUAGCUGUCAUCGAGUUGUCAUGCUCCCGCAUCUGGAAGUCGUACUGAUCUAGAAAAACAAGAGCAACGGUGGCAUUGUCAAUGAUGGCGAGCGCCACCGUCGUCGGCAGCAAUCCGGAGAAUGCCUCUAAGUUCCUGGAGGUCCUUCAGUCGGAUCUCAAAGUACUUGCUUCGGAGACCAAGAAGAAGUACCCUCAAAUCAAAGAGUCAUGUGAGGAAGGAAUCGCAAAAUUAAGAACAGCCUCAAAUAACCCAGGGACACCAAUAUACUAUAUUGUAAAUCAAAUACUUUAUCCUAUAGUUCAAGGUUGUGAGAGUAAGGACAUAAAAAUCAUCAAGUUUUGCCUAAGCAUGAUGCAAAGGUUAAUAACGCAACAAGCAGUAGAUCAGAAAGGUGCCCGAUAUAUUACAGAUGCUUUGUGGUUGUUAAUGGAAUCAGGUACAGAAGAAGUUAAAGUUUUGCAAACUGUAACAUUAUUACUUACAAGUAAUGCCGUGGUACAUGGAGAUACUCUGGCAAGAAAUUUGGUGCUUUGUUUUCGGUUACAUUUCACAAAAGAUUGUACAACGAUAAAUACAGCCGGUGCUACUGUAAGACAACUAGUGUCUUUGGUAUUUGAAAGAGUAAUUGCCGAAAAUGAGCAAAGUUCUGAUCAGCCAGAAUCUGAUGAAGUAAAUUUAGAGGAAUUGAAAAUUCCAACGAAUCAAGCGCCUAAAGGUCUUGGUCCUUGCGCUGCAGAUGCAUAUUUAAUGUUUCAGGAUCUAGUACAAUUGGUGAAUGCUGAUCAACCAUAUUGGCUAAUAGGCAUCACUGAAAUGACAAGAACUUUUGGUUUGGAAUUGCUAGAGUCGGUUUUAACAAAUUUUUCAUCAGUUUUCUUUAAACAUUUAGAAUUUAGCUUCUUAUUGAAGGAGAGAGUAUGUGCACUUGUGAUAAAAUUGUUUUCGCCUAACAUCAAGUAUCGUAAUUCAGUACCAGCGUCUUUGCAACAAGCUACACCUUUAGAUAAACCUUAUUUUCCUAUUAGUAUGAGGCUAUUGCGAGUUGUGUCGAUUUUAAUACAGAAAUACCAUUCUUUAUUGGUAACAGAAUGUGAAAUAUUUUUAUCCUUAAUUGUAAAGUUUCUGGAUCCUGACAAACCUACGUGGCAAAGAGCUUUAGCAUUGGAAGUUUUGCACAAAAUGACAGUUCAAGCAGAUUUGCUGACAAAUUUCUGCGAAUGUUACGAUUUGAAACCACAUGCUACAAAUAUUUUUCAAGAUAUUGUUAAUAGCUUAGGUGCAUAUGUACAUAGCCUUUUUGUAAAUCCACACAUGAUGAGUCAGACAGGUACAAAUAUAUUACAUUACGUCUUGAAUGAUUAUAAAAUUAAUGUGUUAUCUGUUGUACUUUUAAGGCCUGGCGUAUCGCCUCAACCCGGUUUUUAUUCACGCGGUAUUUGGUUACCAGUAGUAGCAACAUUUACAAGCGGACAAGCUAAGCCAACUUAUUUGGAAAUGUUGGACAAGGUCGAACCGCCACAAAUACCGAUCGGUUAUGGUAUCAGCAUAGCUUAUGCAUGUUUAUUAGACAUCAUAAGAUCGAUCGCAUUGGCUAUAAAUGGAUUAAAAGACGAUAAUAACGAAAAUCAGAUCUAUCAGCCGAGUGAAUCCGAACAAAAGCUUCAUGUACAAUUACUGAACUCUAGUUGGUGCGGUUUAUUGGCAGCUCUCAGCCCGUUAAUAGAUGCCAGCACGGACGAAUCGGCAACAGAAAAUGUUUUAAAAGCAAUUCAAACUUUCGCAUCUCUUUGCGGUCAAUUAGAUUUGCAAGCGCCACGCGAUGCUUUUAUUACUGCAAUAUGUAAAGCAUCUCUACCACCUAAUUAUGCCUUGACUGUACUGUAUAAUGCACCUCAAGGCAUACCAAUCGCGAGACAGCAAGAUUCCACUCAAUACAACUUGACAAUAGGCGAGCCUGAUUAUAGGCAACAAGUAGUAGCCGUUGGUACGCCACUACCAACGGCAUCUUUACCAAUUGGUGCUCAUCAAGGUCCCGUCAUGUUGACUGCGAAAAAUUUGCAAUGCAUGCGAGCAUUAUUAUCAUUAGCCCAUUGUCACGGUAGUAUACUUGGUAGCGCAUGGCAUUUGGUACUUACUACUCUUCAACAUCUUGUUUGGAUACUUGGUUUAAAACCUUCUACUGGCGGAUCAUUGAAAGCUGGAAGAACCGCAGCUGAUCCAAACGCCGUUUUAACAAACGCGGUUAUGGCAGAUCUACCUGUACUCAGCGCUAUGCUUAGUAGAUUAUUCGAGAGCAGUCAGCACCUUGAUGACGUUGCCUUGCAUCAUUUGAUAGACGCUCUGUGUAAACUGAGCCAUGAGGCUAUGGAACUGGCAUAUUCUAAUCGUGAACCUUCCCUAUUUGCGGUUGCUAAACUUCUAGAAACAGGCUUAGUAAACUUAUCCCGUGUGGAAGUGCUUUGGAGACCAUUAACAAAUCAUUUAUUGGAAGUAUGUCAGCAUCCGCAUAUUCGUAUGAGAGAAUGGGGCGUGGAAGCAAUUACGUAUCUUGUCAAAAUGGCUCUUCAGCAUAAAUACCCGCAACCGCUUCGCGAUAAUCAGAAGUUACAAACAUUACUGUUAGGACCAUUGUCCGAGUUAUCAUCCGUACGUCAUGGAGACGUUAGACAGCGACAGUUAGAAUGCGUUUUGCAAGUACUUCAUGGUGCUGGGGAGACAUUAUACCAUGGUUGGCCCUUAGUCCUCGGUAUUAUAGGAGCAGUUUCCGAUCAUCAUGGGGAAGCUUUAGUGCGUAUAGCUUUUCAAUGUUUACAGUUGGUUGUAACCGAUUUUUUACCGGUUAUGCCUUGGCGAUGUCUUCCACUAUGCGUCGAUACAGCCGCUAAAUUUGGAUCGCAGACACAAGAAUUAAAUAUUUCGCUCACAGCUGUCGGUCUAAUGUGGAAUAUAAGUGACUAUUUCUAUCAGAACCAAGAGAAAUUGUGUAUUUGCUUGCGUGGAGAUUCGUCAUCGGUAUUUCCCGAUUUUCCUGGUACGACAAACAUGCCAUCAUUUGAUAAACUCUGGAUGUGUCUCUAUGCAAGAUUAGGAGAUUUAUGCGUCGAUUCGCGACCCGCUGUACGCAAAUCAGCGAGUCAAACCCUAUUCUCAACUAUAUCUGCACACGGUAGCCUUCUGCAUCAACCUACGUGGCAAGCUGUGCUCUGGCAAGUAUUAUUUCCACUAUUAGAUAAAGUAAGAAGCUUAUCAAAUUCAGCUAGCAGCGAAAAAGUCGAUACCAGUGGAAACAUACUUAUUCAUCACAGUAGAAAUACAGCACAAAAGCAAUGGGCGGAAACGCAGGUUUUAACGUUAAGCGGUGUAGCUAGAGUAUUUAAUACGAAACGUCAACUGUUGCAAAUGUUAGGAGACUUUCCAAGAGCAUGGUCAUUGCUCCUCGAAUUUAUCGAAAAUUCUGCGCUUAGUAAAAACAAUGAGGUAUCAUUAGCGGCACUGAAAUCAUUUCAAGAGAUUCUCUUUCAACCGAAGGGAAGCGAUAACACUGAAGUGAUCCAGUCAAACGAUUCGGAAGGCUUAUGGACAGUGACGUGGCGCGUAUGGCUCAAUAUUGGAAUGGAGAGUACUGCACCACCACAAGAAGGUGACACUGAUCCUUACGUGCCAUCCCAGGCAUUCCUAACUGCGCUCAUGCAUAUAUUCCCAGGCGUUUUUCAGCACAUUAGAAACAAGUUUAUUGGUCCUGAUCUGCAAAAAUUAUGUAUUGUCCUGAAGAAUGCAGUGGCUGUUCCAGUACAUGGCGAAUCAACGCCGUACAUCUUGCCAUCAAUGCCCGAUGUAGUUCUCACUCAUUUACAAGACGAAGUGUUACAUUCUAUGGAGCUUCUGCAAAAAGAAGCGUUAAACGGUCCUGACAAUUUACGCACGAUGAUUGUACUGAUAUUUCUUCAGUUGCUAAGCUUCUCGAAGCUGGCGUGCGAAGCCCCAACAUAUGGUAAAAUACCCACAAAACACAUAUCUCAGGUAAGAGGUGUGUCCGCUGAUUGGAUCACGAUGAAUUACGUUCCAUUUGGCGAGAAAGCUCUGUCGAUGGUAGUGAAUUUAUACCAGAAGACUGCGCAUGAAAUGGCCGUAAUCGAUGGUCAAGUGUUGAAAUACAUUAUAGAAGCAUUACACGUACCUUUAGCCAUGAAAUACGCAUGCCCAUCCGCGACCACAUGGAAACUGGCCGUGACUAGUCUCUUAGCCGUCUUGCACACUGGACUGCCGCUUGCCAGAAAAUAUUCCGAGCAAUUUCAGAGCAUGUGGCUUGAGCUCGCGAGCACUCUGGACGAUUUCUUGUUUCCUAAAAGUGUACUGAAUGUAGAACGAGGAGUGGAAGAGAUUCAGGCUGAUGAGGCGGUAGAUUGUCAGGUUAUGGAGUUGUUGAGAGACGAAGUAUUACCGCAUUCUCAGCAUAUACCUCAUCAAUUUAUACUAAGAGUCGUUAUGUUAUUAAAUAAAGGUUCUAUACAUUCGGCCACUACAGCAAAUAUCGAAAAUGGAGCAGAAACAAAGUUACGGGAAGAAUUCGCGAAAACUUGCUUUGAGACUUUGUUGCAAUUUUCUCUGUUAGAUGGAUUGGACAAUGAUACGGAAAAUAGUCCUAAAAAGAGUUCGGAAAGUGACGAAGGUGGAAUUGCUGGACGUUUGGCAGUUACAGCUCUUCUGCAUAGAUUUCAAGAAGUUCUACGACGUUAUAUUGAGAGCGAGAGACGGAAUGGAAAGUGCCCCUUACCUAGGUACAGGUUGUCGGAAAUAUCAUUUGUUCUGAAAGCCGUUGCCACUCUCGUAAUAUCGCUCAAAAAAGCACCUCCCAAUAAAGUUGAAAGAUCAGUAUGGGAGCAGCUGAUUGGAUUAUAUCCAUGCUUAGUAGAAUGCACGAUUGCGACUACUUCUGGUCAAGUAUCUAGGUCCUUGCGAGAGGCUCUGUUACAAUAUCACGAUUUAUUACGGGCACCGAUUCAUAGUACGCCAACCCCUAAUGGCGUUUGACCAAUACAUUCUUUUCUUUUCACUACGGAUUUGCACUAAAAGUUGAAGUAUAGGAUGAAUAAUUUUUUUGUGUAACGUUCUGAUGCGUAUAAAAUAAAUGUGAGAGUAACGAUUUCCUGAUUAAUACAAGGUAUGUUCGGAGAGAUACUAUUAGCGCUAUUCGUGUCAUUCCAUCCUUGUUUUAUGUCUAAUAAACAAUGAAGGUAGAAUGAUACUGACAGCACUAAUAGCGUCUCUAAAUACAUUAUAUUUAUAGAAGGAUAAUAAGUUUGCCACAUAAUUAUGCUCUAUUGUAGAAAUAUCAUGUUAAAUCCUUUGUUAUUAGUGUGAUUUUAGUAGUCGCGUACAAUCUUUCUCUCUCUCUCUCUCUCUCUCUCUCCUCCCUCCCUCAUCUUUUCCUCUCUCUCCCUCCCU